This is a messenger RNA of Coccomyxa subellipsoidea C-169, 1047 nucleotides long. RefSeq names its product ClpP/crotonase. The record is from RefSeq and is a predicted model, not a curated record. Gene Ontology annotation, molecular function: 3-hydroxyisobutyryl-CoA hydrolase activity. Lineage: Eukaryota; Viridiplantae; Chlorophyta; Trebouxiophyceae; Coccomyxaceae. The transcript is spliced from 6 exons. The coding region runs from base 1 to 1047 and encodes 348 amino acids. Gene Ontology annotation, biological process: L-valine catabolic process.
AUGGAUGCUGGUGGUGAUAUAAAGAGCAUCAGGAAGUAUGCAUUAGAGCAGCCCUACAAGGAAGAUCCACCAGUAGAUCAUCCCGUGGCACGGGUGUUUCAGACGGAGUACAACCAGGUCUGCGACGUGGCGCGGUGUCCCGUCCCCUACGUGUCAAUCUGCACUGGCAUCUGGAUGGGCUUUGGCGUGGGCAACUCUGCGCAUGGGGACGUACGCGUGGUCACAGAGGACACGCUCUUUGCCAUGCCCGAGAACUCCAUCGGCCUCUUCCCUGAUGUCGGCUUUGCGCACAUUGCCGCCCAGCUGCCAGGUGCGCUGGGGCUGUAUCUAGGCCUGACAGGGCGGCGGCUGUCAUCCCUCAGUGAUCUACUAUAUUCGCGGCUGGGCACACACGCUGCGCGCGCUGAGGAGCUGCCCUCGCUCAGGAACGCCCUCGUAGAAGCUCCCCUCAGCCGUCACGCUGACAAGCGCGAGACGCUGCGCCAGCUGGACGCCGUGCUGCAGCAGUUUCAGGCGCGCUGCGAUCCUCAUGCGCCUGAUCUGGCGGCGCCUGAGUUGGCAACGCUGCAGCCGCUGAUAGACAGCUGCUUCGGGCCGGCACUGGCGCACAGGGCCAGGGGGAGGUCCGCCCCCCAGGCCCUGGAUGACAUCGCCCUUGACCUGUUGACCAUUGCCCAGACCAAUGAGCGGCCGGCAGCCAGGCAAUUUGCGGUUGAAACCCUGGAGACGCUGCAAAAGCUGUGCCCCAUGAGCAUGGCCGUCACCCUGCGGCACUUUGCCGCCAUCUACCAGGCAGUGCAUGCAGGCGGCGGUCCCCUGGCGGAGGUAGAGGGGGUCAUGAGGCAGGAGUAUGCGCUGGCAGUGCGCAUGUGCGGGCGGGGGGAUUUCACCGAAGGGGUGCGCGCAGCGGUGGUGGACAAGGACAGGAAUCCCAAGUGGAAUCCUGCAAACCUGAGUGACAUCCGUGAAGAGGAAUUGGAUGCCAUCUUUGCCCCGAUGCCUCCUGGGAAAGAGCUGCAGCUGGACUUCCUGGACCGACGAGAUUAG